GGGAAUUUAGUCACAAGCCACAUUAGUUUUUCCUGUCGCGGGACGAGCGAGUACAUAUAAGUUUCGGUGGUCAAGGCUUGACCAGUCACGAUGAAUCCCGCAGCCAAAUGGAUUAUGUUCGUCUCGCUUGUCGCUUGGCUGGCUGAAGUGGACUGCAUUAACAAGAGCAAGCGAAACAAGGCAGUAAUGCCCCACGCCACAAAGUGCUUCAAGAAAUAUCAACCGCCACCAGAUGACGUGAAGAGAGCAAUGAGUGGAGAUUGCAUGAAAAGUCAGCAAGGGAAAUUACUUAUGUUUUGCACGCUGGAGGACAUGGGACUUGUUAAUAAAGAUGGCACUGGUAAUAUGGACAAGGUCAAAAAAUUCCUGGCUGUCAUCUCAAAUAACCAAUCAGAGAGGAAAAAAUUGGAAAAAUCCGCGGAAGAAUGUAACAAGAUGGCUGCAGCCUUGAAACCGAUGAAGAUUGAAGAUAAAGUAACUGAGCUCUGCAACUGUCUUCACGAUGCUGGAGCGUUCUAAGUCUGAGAAAAAACUACCAACUCCACAACAGGUGAUAACGUCAGAAAAUUAUAAUUUUCAAUUUAUUCUAUCUUGUAUGUUUUUAUAAAAUAAAAUCUUUAACAAUUUUACAUGAAUAGGCAACAAGUGGAAUUAACUUACGUGUAACAACAGUAACUUAUAUCAAAUCCAUAUUUUGAAAACAUAUGUACUUUCUACAAUUUACUUGUUGGUGUUUCUUUGUAAUCAAUAAAACAACGUUCUGCUCUGUCACUAAA
Messenger RNA from Bacillus rossius redtenbacheri, 776 nucleotides. RefSeq lists its product as uncharacterized. The transcript has 7 exons. Lineage: Eukaryota; Metazoa; Arthropoda; Insecta; Phasmatodea; Bacillidae. Gene Ontology annotation, molecular function: odorant binding. The record is from RefSeq and is a predicted model, not a curated record. Bases 91 to 519 code for a protein of 142 amino acids.